Messenger RNA from Telopea speciosissima, 2878 nucleotides. Its product is annotated as subtilisin-like protease SBT2.2. The coding region runs from base 205 to 2727 and encodes 840 amino acids. The transcript has 10 exons. Gene Ontology annotation, biological process: proteolysis. Gene Ontology annotation, molecular function: serine-type endopeptidase activity. Lineage: Eukaryota; Viridiplantae; Streptophyta; Magnoliopsida; Proteales; Proteaceae. The record is from RefSeq and is a predicted model, not a curated record.
UUUUGUUGUCUCCUUUCUCAGCAUCUGUUGUGGUUUUGCUUUGGGUGUUCCUUCUCUGCUAAAGCCUUACUAGUGGGUACUUAGAGGAUAUAGAAAAUAAGAAAAAUAUUGGUGCUUUAAUGGGGAAGAAGAGUUUUUGUUGAGGAGUUUGUAUUACUUUCUUUCUGGGUCUCCCAAGUUCUUGUUUUUACUGUACUUUCUGUAAUGGGGGCCCUUCAUUGUUUGGUGCAUUUAAUGGUGGUUCUUUGCUUGGGGUUGUGUUUUAGGGUUCGGUCUCAGGAGGAAAUAGUUACAUCAGUUUAUAUUGUUACUUUAAAACAAGCUCCUGCAGUUCAUUACAACAAUGAGGUAGGAUUGGAGAGUAUCGGUUCUCGAUAUGGAAGUACAGAACGAUUAAAUAGACUGCACAAACCAAGGAAUAUUUCAAGGUCUGAUCGAAUAUAUGCUUCUUAUUUGAAUCAUGUACAUGAUUCCCUAUUGAGGAAGGUGUUACGGGGCGAGAACUAUUUGAAGUUGUAUAGUUACCACUACUUGAUUAAUGGGUUUGCUGUGCUUGUAACCCCUCAGCAGGCUGAGAAACUCUCAAGGAGACGUGAAGUGGCAAACGUGCUGUUGGAUUUCUCAGUUAGGACUGCUACUACCCACACUCCGGAAUUCCUGGGUCUGCCUAAAGGUGCGUGGGUCCAAGAUGGUGGGCCUGAAUUUGCAGGGGAGGGGAUUGUGAUUGGAUUUGUCGAUACUGGAAUUGAUCCAACACACCCCAGCUUCUCUGAUGACAACUCCGAAAAUGCUUAUCCUGUUCCUCCACACUUUUCUGGUAUUUGUGAAGUUACUAGGGAUUUCCCUUCUGGCUCCUGCAAUAGGAAACUUAUUGGGGCCCGUCAUUUUGCGGCAUCUGCUAUCACUAGGGGAAUAUUCAAUGCUACUCAGGAUUAUGCUUCACCAUUUGAUGGCGAUGGGCAUGGCACGCACACAGCUUCUAUUGCAGCUGGGAAUCAUGGGAUACCCGUUAUUGUAGCUGGGCAUCACUUUGGGAAUGCAAGUGGAAUGGCUCCUCGUGCACAUAUUGCUGUCUACAAGGCAUUAUACAGGAGUUUCGGAGGCUUUGCUGCAGAUGUUGUUGCUGCCAUUGACCAGGCAGCUCAAGAUGGAGUGGACAUUAUAAGCCUUUCAAUCACUCCCAAUAGACGUCCUCCUGGAAUUGCAACAUUUUUUAAUCCCAUAGAUAUGGCCUUACUUUCGGCAGUUAAGGCUGGAAUGUUUGUUGUACAAGCAGCUGGAAACACUGGACCCUCACCCAAGAGCAUGUCUUCAUUCAGUCCAUGGAUCUUUGCUGUUGGUGCUGCUUCUCAUGACAGGUUUUACAAUAAUUCCCUAGUCCUUGGCAAUAACAUCACCAUUUCUGGAGCUGGAUUUGCACCGGGAACAGAGGAAGGUAAAAUGUAUACACUGGUUUCUGCACUUCAUGUUUUGAGCAAUGGCACGACGGAUGUGGAUAAUAUGUAUGUGGGCGAAUGCCAAGAUCCCAGCAUCUUGAAUCAGGAUCUUAUUCAGGGGAAUCUCUUGAUCUGUAGCUACUCGAUCCGCUUUGUGCUUGGGCUCUCAUCCAUCAAACAAGCCCUGCAGACAGCUAAGAACCUCAGUGCAGCAGGUGUUGUGUUCUAUAUGGAUCCUUAUGUUAUUGGUUUUCAGCUUAACCCAACUCCAAUGGCUAUUCCUGGCAUGAUAAUUCCAUCAUCUGAAGAUUCCAAGAUUUUGCUUCAAUAUUACAAUUCUUCCUUGGAGAGAGACGGAUCUUUAAAAAACAUUGUUAAAUUUGGGGCUGUAGCAAGCAUUUUAGGGGGACUAAAAGCAAAAUACAACAACUCUGCACCAAAGGUUAUGUAUUAUUCUGCAAGAGGGCCAGACCCAGAAGACAGUUUUCUUGAUGAUGCAGAUAUAUUGAAACCUAACUUGGUGGCUCCUGGAAAUUACAUAUGGGCUGCUUGGAGUUAUUUGGGUACCGAUUCUGUUGAAUUCCAAGGAGAGAAUUUUGCAAUGAUGUCUGGGACGAGUAUGGCGGCUCCUCAUGUUGCUGGUGUUGCUGCAUUGAUCAAGCAGAAGUUUUCAAGUUUUAGUCCUUCAGCCAUUGGUUCUGCGCUCUCAACCACAGCUUCUCUCUAUGACAGGACUGCUGGUCCCAUAAUGGCCCAGCGUGCUUACACCAAUCCAGACUUGAACCAGUCUCCAGCAACACCCUUUGACAUGGGCAGUGGCUUUGUCAAUGCAAAUGCUUCGUUGGACCCGGGUCUGAUUUUCGAUGCCAGUUUUGAUGACUUCUUAUCAUUCCUUUGUGGCAUUAAUGGGUCGGCCCCUGUUGUUCUGAACUAUACUGGCCAGAGUUGUGGAAUUUCAAACAUGAAUGGCACUGACUUGAACUUGCCUUCUAUUACAAUAGCAAAGCUAAACCAGUCUAGAACAGUACAAAGGAUAGUUACCAAUGUUGCUGGCAAUGAGACAUAUAGUGUUGGUUUGUUUGCUCCCUAUGGAGUUUCAGUUUCAGUGAUUCCCACUCACUUCUUCAUUGCAAGUGGGCAGAGACAGGUUUUGACGGUUCUCUUUAAUGCUACAAUGAAUAGCUCUACUGCCAGCUUUGGAAGGAUUGGGCUUUUCGGAAAUCAAGGUCAUAUUGCCAAUAUACCAUUAUCUGUGAUCUUGAAAGUCUCAUCCAACAUCACUAACAGCUGAUUAUAUUUUGGUGAUUCUUUUUUCUUGGUUUACCUCUUUUGUUGUUGACCCAUUUUUUCAUUUGUUAUCUUGUAAAUUGUCAACGAAUCUGUUUGAUAUGUAAAUACAGUAGUGAUUAAUAAGUUUAUAAGUUAGUGCUGCUUCUUUUUGC